Ectocarpus siliculosus is the source of this 1200-nucleotide messenger RNA. The record is from the annotation of a GenBank genome assembly. NCBI's taxonomy places the organism in Eukaryota, Phaeophyceae, Ectocarpales, Ectocarpaceae.
AUGCAAGACGGCCAGGGGGAUGGAAUGAACAUGGCGUGGUUCAACGAUAUGAUCUCCAAGGGAUUCGUAAAGCAACGCCACCUACCUCAACACACGGGGGGACCGCCGGCUGCCGGGCAUGCCGGGAGCCCCAUCGAAUCCAUCCUCAACCCGGACGCAGCUAAUGAAAACCGAUCACCCGACAGUGACCAGGCGCCCGCUCCAGCGCAGCAGCCCCAACCGCAGCAGGUUCAGGAAACGGGUGCUGCGUCGCGGACUUGGUUACAAAGCCCUCUCCGAGAUUGUGCGCGAAACGCGGACGAUGACGGCGCGCUCGCCCGAUCCUUGCUCGACGCCGGUGCCCCCACCAACUUCUUCGAUAGUACGGGACGUUCCCCUCUACACUGGGCUUGUACCCGAGGGAACACAGCGGUCGUCCUGGCCCUUCUCGAAGCCGGCGCUGACGGGUCCGCUCGCGACGGGUCCGGGAAGACUCCCCUGCACUGCGCUGCUCAAGUCGGGCACACCACCGUCGUGAUGGUGCUGCUCGAGUUCUACGGGUUCGCACCCAUCGGAUUGCCGCCAGGGAAUGUGCCUGCGUCGUUAGUGGCACCGGCACUAGAAGCCGAGGAGUUGUCAUGGCCGAUGGCGGCACCGAUGCCGCAGCAGAACGGUGUCGAGUCCAUAGUCGACGCUCGGAACGUUUACGGGAGCACGGCGCUGCACCGUGCGGCGUUCAACGGCCGAGAGGGCGUCGUGCUGGCCCUGCUGAGGGGAGGGGCCGACGUCUGCGUCGUUGGGAAUAGCGGAAGGAGCGCCCUUCAUCUCGCGUGCCAGAAUGCGCACGCUGGUUGCGUCCAGCUUCUGCUCGCGUGGGGUGCCCAGGAGUCAGCCAUCGCAAAGGAUGGGUCCACCCCCUGGUCUCAGCUUGCGCUAGCCGCGGAGACCCGCCCCCGCGGCUGUCCCCGCGUGGCCAAGACAGCUUUGCUCCUCAACACGGCGCGAGGUGCUCGCGCUUGGGCUAGGCGGGGCUGGCUGCUGAUGCUGAGGGACAAGCACAACCGAGGGGUGUUCGAGGCAGAGGCCAUCGAUUUAGACGGUAGAGGGGGUGCUUGUAGUGACAUGGAGGACGGCCAGGGGGAGGAUUUUGCGAGGUUGGUGAACCAACUUGUCGGAAUUGGUGAGGAAGGGUGCUUCCGAUUGGUGGUCGGCUUCCUUUAG